Messenger RNA from Mesocricetus auratus (golden hamster), 5120 nucleotides. RefSeq names its product transmembrane protein 121B (gene Tmem121b). The transcript has a single exon. The record is from RefSeq and is a predicted model, not a curated record. The coding region runs from base 231 to 1940 and encodes 569 amino acids. NCBI's taxonomy places the organism in Eukaryota, Metazoa, Chordata, Mammalia, Rodentia, Cricetidae.
CUCCCCCGCUCCCCUCUCGUACCCCCCACCCCACCCCAAGCCACCCGCGGCUCCACUCGCCCAGUCCGGCCGCUCCAGUCCGGAUCUCGCUGUCGCCCGAGCCGGGUGCGAGUUGCAGCAGCUGGAGAGGAGGCGGCAGCGACUGGCCUCGGUUCCCCUCGGCCGCCUCGUCAGCCCGAGGUUGGCGGGGAGAGAACGGCGCAGCAGCCCCGGGAGCCCCUCCGAGGACAAUGCACCCGGCGCUGGGCCACCCUCGCGCGCUCUCGUCCGCGCCCGCCUCCUUCCCGCCGCCCCCCGCCGCCCGGCUGCAGCCCCUUUUCCUCCGGGGGGGCUCCUCCCGCGGCCGGAGAGGCUCGGGCGACAGCAGCACCAGCACCAGCCGCGGGGGGGGCGGCGGCAGACGCGGCGGGGGCGGCGGCUCCCCGAGCAGCAGCACAGGCGCCGAGCGAGAGGACGACGACGAGAGCAUCAGCAUCAGCAAGCCACUGGUGCCCGCCGCCGCCGCCGCGCUCCCGGGGCCCCCGGCUCAGGGGGGCGCCCCCCCCACCGCCGCCGCGCCGGCCACCGCCUCCUCCACUUCCACGCCCACCUCCUCCUGCAGCAUGACCGCCGCGGACUUCGGCGCGGGCGCCGCGACUGGGGCCGUCGGGGGUCCCGGGAGCCGCUCGGUAGCGGGCGCAGGCGGCACCGGGACCGGUGGCGGCACCUCCUGCUGCUCCUGCUGCUGUUGCUGCUGCGGCCGCCCAGCCCGGCCCGGCCGCAGGGGUCGGCGCCACGGCUGCUCGCCAAGUCCCGGAUGCCACUGGGGCUACCAGGCGCUGUCUGUGGUGCUGCUGCUGGCUCAGGGCGGUCUGUUGGACCUGUACCUCAUCGCCGUCACCGACCUGUACUGGUGCUCUUGGAUCGCCACCGACCUGGUGGUGGUGGUGGGCUGGGCCAUCUUCUUCGCCAAGAACAGCCGGGGCCGUCGGGGCGGUCCAGCGAGCAGCACGCACAACCACCAUCAGCUCCACCACUCUGCGCCGCCUCUGCACCUACCGGCUGCGGCGUCUGCGGGGGCCGGGGCCAAGGCUCGCGGGGGCCGAGGAGGCUCCGGCAACUCCGGGGCCGGGCCGGGGACAGCCGGGGCUGCGGGCGAGUUCGCUUUUGCAUACCUGGCCUGGCUCAUCUACUCCAUCGCCUUCACUCCCAAGGUUGUGCUCAUCCUGGGCACGUCCAUCCUGGACCUCAUCGAGCUGCGAGCGCCCUUUGGCACCACGGGCUUCCGCCUCACCAUGGCGCUGUCCGUGCCGCUGCUCUACAGCCUGGUGCGUGCCAUCAGCGAGGCGGGUUCGCCUCCGGGCUCGGCGGGUCCCCUGCUCCUGCAGCCACAGCAGCAUCGCGCUGCAGGCUGUUUCCUGGGCACGUGUCUGGACCUGCUGGACAGCUUCACGCUAGUGGAGCUGAUGCUGGACGGCCGCGUGCCGCUUCCCGCGCACCUGCGCUACCUGCUCAUCGCCGUCUACUUCCUCACGCUUGCCUCCCCAGUGCUCUGGCUGUACGAGCUGAACACCACCGCAGCAGCUCCGUCCUGGGGCCAGGCCUCCGGGCCUGGAAGCUGCAGCCGCCUUUUGCGCUUGCUGGGCGGCUGCCUGGUGGACGUGCCCUUGUUGGCGUUGCGCGGCCUCCUGGUCGUGAGCUACCAACAGCCGCUGUCCAUCUUCAUGAUCAAAAACCUCUUUUUCCUUGGCUGCCGUGGCCUGGAGGCCUUGGAGGGCUGCUGGGACCGGGGGAGUUGGGUUUCCCCAAGUCGGGCCAGAAGCAGCUAUGGUGCUCCUCCCUCCGCCCCACCACCACCUCCUCCACCGCCACCUCAGGGAGGCUCCCAGCGGGGCCACUUGGAAAAUGAAGGGGGUCCUCAUGGCUAUGUCAACACUCUAGCUGUGGCCUCUCAGAAUUGAAAGAGGUGACGGGCAGGGGCUCUGAUCUCGGUUUGAGAGUUUUUGGCCCCCUUGACUGUGUUUUUACUGUUGUUAAGGCUAAAGGUGAAAUCUUCUGCACCCAAUGGGUAGAGACUAACUUGGAGGGAGACCAGCAAUAUAUCGUGAGGGAGGAGGGUCCGUGUCCAUCGUGGUCCUUCCCCAUAGUCUUGCCUGUCCUGACAUACAAGGGGCUGGAUACAUGUACCGCCUGCUUUUCUUGCCUUCAUGCUAUGGGGGAGAGUGGAGGAAAAGGUGUUUUAGGCAGAGAUGGUAAGCUUAGGUUGACGUGUGCGUGUGUGCGUGUGUGCAUGUGUGUGUGUGUGCGUGUGUGUGUGUGUGUGUGUGUGGUGUGUUUCUGGGUGUCGGUCUCAUGCCCCUGGCAGUGGGAAGCAGAUCUAGGGAGGCCUUGCUGCCACCACACGUGACCCCACCAUCCUUCCUGCUCACCCGGCGUCGUCCUCACUCCUGCUCCUCUGUUCUUAGCUUGGGGAGAAGACGGUCUCUGCUGUAAGGACCAAACAGCACCCUUCCUUGGGUGAGUGUGUAUUUCUACCUCUGUGCUUUUAAAUUUCAUUGCAUCACACAUUGAUGCUGCUCGGAAAAAAAAGAUUAAACCACUCAGAAGUUGCAUUCAACAUGGCCACUGGAUCCCUUUGGGGUUUGGUACCAGAUAUUACAGGGUCUGUGGAGUAUCAGCCAUUGGCUUGCUCUGUUUCGGUUCCUCCUGCACAGGACACCUGUCCUCUUGUGUUGGCACUGGCUGGGUAGGAACCGGUUUCAGAGUGACUGCUUUAGUGGGUUCAAAGGGAUGUGAGGUCAGGCCCCUUAGGGACCCUCGGGAGCACUACCUGCUCCAUUACAGAGCUUCUUCCUCUGCUCUGGUCUCGUCAGGGAGGAGAAGGCACUCUGUGGGACCCUCCUGCCCAGUCUUCCCCCACAGGGUCCUCCCGGGGAGGCUUUCUGCGGUGGCUACUCUAGUCUUGACAAGAUGUCACUCUUGGAGUCUCUAAGGCACAAUACUAUUCUGGGGGGGGUCAAGGGUCUGAAACCUAGGGAGCAAGGCCAGCACAUGCUCACCCCCACAAUGGGAUUGGGGGGCUUUAGAAUUUUGGUUCCCUUUCCUUCUCUUGUUUUGGAUGUUUUCUGUGAUGUAAUGAGCCUAGACAAGGUACCAGAAGACAUGAUCUCUAGUUCUGCCUCUUACUUGCUAGAUUUGAAUGCCAUGUCACUCUUACUUUCUAGAUUUGAAUGCCAUGUCACUUUUACUUUCUAGAUUUGAAUGUCAUGUCACUCUUACUUUCUAGGCGUUAGUUACCUUUCUUUCUUCCAUUUAUUUAUUCAUUAUUUAUUUAUUUAUUUUUGGUGUUUUGAGACAGGGUUUCUCUGUGAAGCCCUGGCUGUCCUGGAACUUUAUUUGUAGACCAGGCUGACCUCGAACUCACAGAGAUCCACCUGCCUCUGCCUCCUGAGUGCUGGGAUUAAAGGUGUGUGCCACCAGGCCCAGCUUCAGUUACCUUUCUAGGGUGGUAUUCUUUGAGUUUGGGGCUUGAAAGCUCUAGACAUAAUGCUGCCAUUAGAGUCAGACAUAAGACGAGCUAUCCAGGGUGUACUUGAGGAUGGCUCUGCUUCCGCCUUGGGAGAGCUGAAGGGAGGUUUGCUGUCAACAAGGCUUUGCAGGGAUGGUUGAUGCUGAUGUCCUCUAAAGCCCACAACACAGGGGCAGGCCCAAAGUGCCAAGUCACUGACUACUAACUCAGCAGCCAGGCCCAAGUCCCUCAUGCCCUUUGGCUCUACGAGGACCUUCUGAGAAUCGAAGGCUGCACAGGGCCUCUUUCUCAGCCACCUGGGGCUGUGGGCUGAGGAUGUCGUUUUGUGGAUGGAGACCUGAGCGGCUGAACUUGGCUAGAGCGCUGGGGGCCUGCUCAGCUCUUAGAGAGGGCCGUGUGGAGGAUGUUUACAGCCAAUGUGUCCUUCUCCCUCAGACUCUCGCUCUCAGCCAGUGCUGCCUGGCUGCUUUGCACGAUACACCUGCCUUUCCCCUCGCCCUGGACGACUCCUCUUCUGAUUUGCCUCAUGGUCCUGAACCCAUGGAUGGGGCUGGAGCUGCCCGCUGUUCUGUAUCUCUUCUCCAGCCUCGCUGGGUUUCCCGCUACCUAAUUUCAAUGACUGGGAAAAGAAAUUCUGUCUGAGCCAUGGCCGGCUCUGGCUGGCCCCAAUCCAGCCUCCACUGUGUGACUGCUGUCUACUGCUGAGAGGCUGCCACUGGAUUUAGGAUGGAAGUUGCCAUUUCCCUAGUACAUCAAGGCACAUGAUCACAUGGCCAGUUGUGACAGAGGCCAGGACUGACGAGGGCCUAGUGAGGCCCAGCACCUCUCCAGCGUGUCUUCUGUGAGGGCUUUGUGCUCAGGGGCUGGCCCCUUCCUUCUGGAGUAUUCAUUUUGUGUCUUUUCUGAUCAUUCUCCUGUCCCAUUUGCACAUGACCUUUAAGCCCACCGCCCCCCUUCCUUGCUGCCUAUGGUAUCUGUAGAUAGGGAUCAAACUUGAGAAGUCCCCAGGGUGUCAUGACCAGGAUAGCACACUGCCCUGAGGCUUGUGCCAGAAGAAUGCAUCUUGAAGAAGAAGCUUGGGCUCAGAAUUUAGCCCUGCCUGCUUCUAGCAUUCGAGUAUGGAGGGGAGGGCCUAUUAGUUCCAAAUGGCCUCUGUUUUUUAAAGUGAGUUAAUUAUUUUGCAAUGCUGAGGACCAAACCCAGGGCCUCAAGCAUGCUGGACAAAUGCUAGCCAACCUUCUGAGCUGUAUCUCUGACACAAGGCUUAUCAAUCUGAAGACUGAGCUCUCUCUAAAGACAUGCACCCUGCCUCUUAAACAUUUCUCUGUGUGUGGGGUUUCACUCUGUUCCCAGGGCUGUCCUAGAAUCUUGGGGCUCAGGUGGCCCUCUUGCUUCAGCCUCUCCAAAGGAAACAGGUGUGCAGCGCUAUGUCCAACCAAGGCAGUUCCUGUUCAACAUGCCAGGAACCGGGCCCCGGUGUGUGGGGCGCAGAGCUGGGAAUUUGAGCCCAGAAGGAAUAGAGAAGCGACACCUUGCUAGCAUUUAUCACAUUUUUUUCUCUUUUUAAAAAUAAAACCAGACUCUGUUCUGAAAAUAAAAACUUGAGACUUGU